GGGGCACCAGCACACACACACACGCACACACCAACUCUCUGUCUCUCUCUCUCUCUCUCGCUCUCACACACACAUACACACACCCAAAAGGGGUGGGAAACGACCAUGUUGCCAAGGCAGGCGGGCAUCAGACAAUAGCAGCGCAGCCUCAAGGGUGGACGUACGUACGCGCCUGUGGUCAAGACCCAUACGGAUACCCACAAGGAGCCGUCCGGCUAGAGGAUAUAACCGCGACGCGUGCCGGCACGAGACCGGAGGAAUUAGCCAGAGAGGGGGCAAGGAGAAGAAAAAGCAGGAGGACGAGAGAGUCGUGGUCCAGCAGCAGCAGUGGUCAGCAUGGAGGUGUGGAGCUCGUCAUCGUUGGAGGAGGACAGCGAGAAGGAGAGCAGCAGCAGCAGCAGCCAGGACGAGGAAGAGGAGGAGGGGGAAGAGGAAGGGCAGCAGGGGCCGGAGGCUGAGGCUCUGUGCAGGGAGCUGAUGCAAGUGAUCUGCUCAGAGAGAGUGGGUCAAGUCACCAAGACCUACCAUGACAUUGAGGCAGUAACACACUUGCUGGAGGAGAAAGAACGGGAUCUUGAGUUGGCAGCGCGGAUCGGCCAAUCGCUGCUCAAGCAGAACCGGGAGCUUACGGAACGCAACGAGCUAUUGGACGAACAACUGGAGAUUGCCAAAGAAGAGAUCGCCCAGCUGCGCCAUGAGCUGACCAUGAGGGACGACCUGCUGCACUUCUAUGCCAGCACGGAAGAGCUGGAAUCGGCAGCCGAGGCCCGCACACCGUUGAAGAGAAACGAUUCGUCGUCAUCCUCACUCGGUCACCUCAUCCAGUAUGACUUCCUGCAGCAGAAACUCAAGGGCCUGGAGGAAGAGAACCUCAAACUACGCUCGGAGGCUCACGACCUGACCUCCGAGACCACCGACUACGAGGAGAAGGAGCAGCAGCUGAUGAUGGUGUGUGUGGAGGAGCUGUCCUCGGUAAAUAGGCAGGUGGUGGAUCUGUCUGACGAGCUGGCCCGUAAGGUGGAGGACUCGCUCCGACAGCAGGAGGAGAUCAGCUCUCUGCUGGGUCAGAUAGUCGACCUGCAGCAGCGCUGUAAAACACUCACCAAUGAGAAUGAAGAACUCAACCAGCACUUGAGUGCCUCCCGAGAAUGCCAAACCCAGCUCAGUUCUGAGCUUCGGGACAUUCAAGAGAAGUACUCUGAAUGUGGAGACAUGCUACGGGAAGCCAGGGAGGACAUUAAGAACCUGCGUAACAAGACCCUCCCAAACAGCACAGUGCAACGCUACAGUGCCCUGGAGACAGUGAUUCCAAUGGACUCUCUGGCUGCGGAGAUCGAGGGGACCUUCCGGAAAGGCAUAGACAGUCCUGCACCAUCCGAAUACAAGACGCACCCGCUGCGCGUGUUCGAGACGGUGAAGGUGGUGAACCAGGUGGCGCGCCUGCGCUCGCGGUGCCAGUCCCCUCAGGUGCCCGGCUCCAGUCCGGUGUCGGCACGCUCGAGCCACACCAGCACGCCACGCACCAGCUACUAUGGAGGCAGCGACGGAGCCAGCCUGCAGAUGGACGACAAAGCCCCCACCAGUGGACACACCGAAGACCAGAGCUCCACCCCCAGCCAGCGUCUGAUUGGCCAGCCGGGCACACCCGGGGGUCACGACCUGGAGGUGGCCCUGGCAAGCCUGUCGGCGCGGCAGGAGAGCCACUCGUCGGAGCGUCCCUUCUUCGAGGUGGAGCGUGAGCGCAAGCUGCGGGCGCUGGCCUGGCAGGGCGGCGAGGGCGAGGGCGAGACGUCCAGCGGCUUCCUCACGCCCUCGUCCACCUCCACGGGCACCAACUACUCGGGCACCUCGCGCCACUCCUCGGGCCUGUCCUCGUCCACCUCGCGCUCCUGCCUCCCCGACCGCCUGCAGAUCGUCAAGCCACUGGAGGGUUCGGUCACUCUGCACCACUGGCAGCAGCUGGCUAAGCCCAACCUGGGGGGCAUCCUGCACCCCCGGCCGGGCGUCCUCACCAAAGACUUCCGCGAGCUGGAGGUGGACCUGCAGCACGUCUACAGCCUCAACGACCUGGAGGAGGACGAGGACGACGACGCUCCCCUGGCCCGGCUCUCUUCCGGCCAGCACAGCAGUAUGGUCCCACCGUCCGGCCCCAACCUCCCUCAGACCUCCCCCACCUUCACCGUCACCAACUGUCGGAUCCUGCACCACCCCUCCCUGUUCAUCCCUGCCCUCUCCAACAGCCUUUCCGCUCGCGUCGUGUCAACUGGUGGGAGCGGUGAGCAUGUGACUCACGCCGCCGCCGCCUCCAGCCCCUACCUCCGCACCUCCCUCUCCAGCCCCUCCCUCUCCCUCAGUACCAGGACUCCUCCGGCUCCUCUGGGUCUCGUCCACAUCCUCCAGAAAAAAGGGAUCUCGGCCCGGACGUACCGGCCGACCGGCCCCAGCCCGCUGCCGGCCCCGUCCAUCCCCCUCGCUGGCAGAGUGGCGAGGAGCUCGGGGGCCUUCGCCUCCAGCGGCGGGGUGGACACGGGCGCGGCGGACGCUGGGGCGCGGAGUGUUUUCAGCUUCAACCUGGUGGAGAAGCUGCUCAGCCUCGGGCUCCACCGCGUGGCGGCCAGAGGGAUGGCCUCGGCCUCGGGCUCCGCCGAGCAGAGAGGAUGGCCCUGGGUGGCCAGUCUGGGAACUUUCGGCCCCUGAAGAGGACCCCCCCCCCCCCCCCCCCCCACUUUCUUUUUUUAAAGUCCAGCUACAAGGCCCCGGGUCAUCCGGUGAGCCUCUCCGGGGAUAUUCACAGAGCCAUAAAGACUGUUGCUGUAGUGAAUUCUUGGUCUUUGUCUAUAAAACACUGUACAGUAGAUAGCUGAGUGCCAUUGUAUGAUCAAGGCUUUGGCAUCCCGUUGACAUCUGGCUUUUUGGGCCACUUUGUUGUCAGGGUUGUCUUUUGUUUAAUCAAAACCUAUAGAUAAAUAAUGAAUGCUUUUUUACCAUUUUAUUUCCGGUGUCCUCAGGCACUAUGAAAGGGAAUAGCACUUUUUCUGUCUGUUUUUAAAGAACCACCAAGUGUGUUGUAAAUUCAAAUGUAAACAUGGUCUUGUAAACAAUCCGUUUGCUGGAUCCACAUACGUUCACUGUUUCUUAUAUGUGUCAUUAUGGGAAAAACAAAUUGUACUUCACAACAACAAUGUAAACAGGUGCUAUCGAUUUGUUUAGAUAGCGGUGAUUGUUGUCCCAUCCAUGAUGUAAACCAUGCAGUUUAAUCAAAGUACUGUACCAAUUUUCACUGAAACACAAUCUAUUGUCCUUUAGAAAUUAGCAAGGUAGUGGUUUUGAGAAGUCAUUAAAACUCACUAUUUCCUUAGUAGCAAUACAGACAUGAGACACACAAAAUGACUGAAUUGUAUUUGACCUGCUGUACAUAGAACUUGAAAGGCUUGUGAUUUUAGAGCUUGCACAGUAACUGACUGAUUAUGUACUAGCACAUUUCACACACUCUUCUCCCCGUAGUUCAGAUAGCUAAUUAUGGGAUGGACCCUGACUUUGCUGUCUGGAGAUCAGCUGACGUGUCAUGGUCCUAGACACACCUCUGCAUGGCGUCACACUGAACCGUAUGUGCUUACUGAUGCUAGUGCCCACUGGGAUGUACAGAAGCCAUCACGCCAUCUCUUAUUAUGUGUAUGACAUACAAUCACGUCAGCUCUCACCAAAUACACUGAAAUUCAUGUAAUAAUGUGUCUCAUGUGGGUAUCAGCAGUGGAACGGGGACUUCAUGAAGACUUCAUACUGGCGGACUGGGAGCCCAAGGGGCCAGCGUAGACUUUUUGAGAUUUCGACUAUAAGAUUGAUAUCUUUCAGGGGACCCAUUAGUUGUGGCUACAUCCUUAGACUGAUGGUUGGUUCCAACACCGUCCAGUUCAGGCAAAAAGAGAGAAAAAAGAAACCCACGCCUCAGCUAUUGUCAGCUGUUGACUACUGACUUCACCUGCACUUCCAAAGCUUUCUCCUGACUGGCCAAAGUCAAUCUGUGUGGCUCUCAGCGUGAAUGAUCACAGCCAGCCCUCUUGAGUGGCCAGUCCAUGCAUGGUUUCAAACGGAGGACGCAAACGCAAACGCAUGCCAACUAGGAACUUUUAUGUCAUUAGCAGUGCAUGCUUGCUUAAAACUACCCUCAGGCAAGAUCGUCAUUGGGAAACAAUCAGUAGUUUAUAAAGACAUAGGAUUUUGCUGAUCGUUAAAAAAAAAAGGGAAAGCAGUGACCAUAAAUUGCAUCGUUUUCCAUGUGGACAGAAACGAGUCUCCAUGCAGCUGUGUGUUUAUUGUGUAGAAACCUGCUGAAAUGGUCUUGUGCAUUCUGUACUCCGCAUCUCUCCAGUGUAUCUGAGUGUUUAAGGUGUGCACUAUUGUAUAAAUUAUAUUCCAUGUGAAUAAAUGCUCAACCACAGAAUUUCUGCUGAA
Alosa sapidissima (American shad) is the source of this 4452-nucleotide messenger RNA. RefSeq names its product huntingtin associated protein 1 (gene hap1). NCBI's taxonomy places the organism in Eukaryota, Metazoa, Chordata, Actinopteri, Clupeiformes, Clupeidae. The record is from RefSeq and is a predicted model, not a curated record. The coding region runs from base 337 to 2697 and encodes 786 amino acids. The transcript is spliced from 14 exons. Gene Ontology annotation, molecular function: signaling receptor binding. Gene Ontology annotation, biological process: anterograde axonal transport of mitochondrion; neurogenesis; neurotrophin TRK receptor signaling pathway. Gene Ontology annotation, cellular component: dendrite.